AUGGAUGAUCUUUACGACGAGUUUGGCAAUUACAUUGGCGAGGCCGCUGACUCGGACGAGGAGGUCGACCAUGAGGAAGCUCGACCCUCAACUUUCGCCUUCGACGAGGCGUUUGGGGAGGACGAAGACGAUGUCAAUCAUCAGGAGCAGCUUAUGGAGGUUGAUGAGGGCCCUUCAAAUGCCGUGAUUCUACAUGAAGACAAGCAAUACUACCCCAGCGCCCAGCAGGUAUACGAUCAAGGCGUCGAAACCCUAGUCCAAGAGGAGGAUACGCAACCUCUUUCGGAACCCAUCAUUGCUCCCGUUCAACAACGGAAAUUUGCGGUCGAAGAGGCCGAGCUACCACCUGUUCAUUUCUCUCGGGAGUUCAUGACAGAUCUACUCAAUUUCCCCGAACAAGUCAGAAACAUUGCUCUAGUGGGCCAUCUACAUCAUGGAAAAACGGCUCUCAUGGAUAUGUUUGUCAUGCAAACACACGACAUAUCUGAGCGCCUACAGGCGCGAACAGGCACGCAAAGUGAGGAACAACUCCGGUAUACCGAUGUUCACCUUUUGGAGAGAUCUAGGGGGCUUUCAAUCAAGUCAUCUCCUAUGAGCCUUGUUCUCCAAAGCACAAAGGGAAAAUCCCAUUUAUUCAACAUGAUUGAUACCCCUGGGCAUGUGAAUUUUGUGGAUGAAGUGGCUGCUUCGUCGAGACUAGUCGACGGCAUAGUACUGGUUGUUGACAUCGUGGAAGGUGUGCAGGCAAACACCGAGCAAAUGAUCAAACAUGCGGUGCUGGAAGAUCUUCCCUUGACGCUGGUGGUGAACAAGAUGGACAGAUUGAUUCUAGAACUGAAAAUACCGCCCAAUGACGCUUAUUUCAAAUUGAAGCAUGUUAUUGAGGAAGUCAACACGGUCAUUGAAAACAUCCUGCCAGGGCAAGGUGAAAGCAGACGGUUGAGUCCCGAGAAAGGAAAUGUUGCUUUUGCCUGUGCUUCAAUGGAGUGGUGCUUCACAUUGCAAUCCUUCGCGAAAAUGUAUGCAGAAACCUAUCCUCAGAUUGAGACAGCUGACCUCGCCCUUCGCCUUUGGGGUGACGUUUUCUUUAACCCCCGGAGUCGGAAAUUUACGCGCAAGGGUGUAGAGGAGGGCUCCAAACGAACUUUUGUAAAUUUUGUUUUGGAGCCUAUCUACAAACUCUACUCUCAUACUAUUAGCGAAAGCGCCGAAGAUCUGAGAGAGACACUUGCAGGUGUGGGUAUCAACUUGAAGCCAUCCGAAUUGAAGUCAGAUGCGAAGGUGCUGCUGAAUCUUGUUUGUGGACAAUUUUUCGGUCCUGCGACCGGAUUUGUGGACAUGAUCAUUCGGCAUGUGCCUUCUCCAUUAGAAGGUGCUCGGAACAAGUUGGAGAAACACUACACUGGGCCACUCAACACUAAAAUAGCCGCCGCGAUGACCGCAUGCGAUGCGGACGGGCCACUGGUCAUCCAUGUCACCAAACUGUUCAACAGUUCCGAUGCUUCAAGCUUCAAUGCUUUCGGAAGGAUCAUGAGUGGAACCGCCCGACCUGGUCAGCAGGUUCGGGUCUUGGGCGAGGGCUACACCCCAGAAGAUGAGGAAGAUAUGGUCACUGCGACCAUAUCUGAUACGUGGAUUGCUGAAACUCGCUACAACAUUCCUACCAGCGGAGUGCCAGCAGGGAAUCUUGUCCUUUUGGGCGGCGUGGACAAUUCUAUUGUCAAAACAGCCACGCUUGUGCCCUUAUCACUUGCCGAUGAGGAGGACGCAUACAUUUUCAAACCCAUUCGGAACCUUACCGAGUCCAUCUUCAAAGUUGCUGUUGAGCCGGUUAACCCGUCUGAACUACCGAAGAUGCUCGAUGGUCUCCGUAAAAUCAACAAAAGCUACCCUCUAAUCACAACCAAGGUAGAGGAGUCUGGGGAACACGUUGUCUUGGGCACUGGUGAACUUUAUAUGGAUUGCGUCCUUCACGAUCUUCGAAGAUUAUAUUCGGAGAUGGAAAUCAAGGUUUCGGAUCCUGUCACGCGCUUUUGCGAGACUGUCGCGGAAACGUCAGCCAUUAUGUGCUAUUCAAUCACCCCGAAUAAGAAAAACAAGAUCACGAUGAUCGCAGAGCCACUUGACGAUGGGAUUGCCGAGGACAUCGAGAGCGGCAAGGUCCGUAUCAAAGAUCCAAUUCGGAAAGUGGCCAGGUUCUUCGAAGAGAACUAUGACUGGGAUAAACUGGCAGCCAGAAGCAUCUGGGCCUUUGGACCUGACGAAAUGGGUCCCAACAUAUUACAAGAUGACACAUUACCAUCCCAAGUCGAUAAAAAGUUAAUUGGGAGUGUCAGAGACUCCAUUACACAAGGGUUCAACUGGGGAACGAGAGAAGGUCCUCUAUGUGAAGAGCCAAUCCGGAACACCAAAUUCAGGCUCACGGAUGUUUCACUAGCCGACCAAGCUAUCUACAGAGGCGGGGGCCAAAUCAUUCCUACGGCUCGUCGCGCCGUAUACUCUUCAUUCCUCAUGGCAUCACCACGCUUGAUGGAGCCCAUCUACUCUUGCGCGAUGACAGGGCCUGCAGAUGCUGUGGCAUCGAUGUAUACAGUCCUUUCGCGUAGAAGAGGACACGUCCUUUCCGACGGGCCAAUUGCGGGCACACCACUCUAUUCAGUCCGCGGACUGAUUCCCGUUAUAGACUCCUUUGGUUUCGAGACAGAUCUUCGAAUCCAUACACAGGGCCAAGCUUCCAUAAGUCUUGUGUUCGAUAAGUGGAGCGUGGUGCCGGGUGAUCCACUAGAUCGAGAAGUCAAGACCAAGCCCUUGGAGAUGGCAUCUGCAAUGGCCACUGCUCGAGAUUUCGUGCUGAAGACAAGGAGACGAAAGGGGCUUGCGGAGGAUGUCACCGUGAGCAAGUUCCUGGAGCCAGAUCUUUGGAAAGGUCUGAAGGAAAGUGGCGUUCUAGACUCGUGA
Molecule: messenger RNA, 2958 nt
Organism: Aspergillus melleus
Lineage: Eukaryota; Fungi; Ascomycota; Eurotiomycetes; Eurotiales; Aspergillaceae
Product: 116 kDa U5 small nuclear ribonucleoprotein component
Exons: 4
Coding region: 1-2958 (985 amino acids)
Biological process (GO): mRNA splicing, via spliceosome
Cellular component (GO): U2-type catalytic step 2 spliceosome; cytosol; U4/U6 x U5 tri-snRNP complex
Molecular function (GO): translation elongation factor activity; U5 snRNA binding; GTP binding
Source: RefSeq, a predicted model, not a curated record